UUCCUUCUCCUCCUCCAGUGUUGGGCCAUUCCAGGGGCGGAGGAGUGGCCGCCCUACGCAGGUGUGGCGAGCGGGACUCGCCCCAGGCAAGGGGGCUUUGCGAGUGCCGCUUCUCCAGCCACAGAGAUCGGGAGGCCGUCGGGCGAGUCGCGCUUAAGGGGCUCUUCGCCGAGGUGAGCCCUGGGCGGGUACUCCGCACAUGCUCAAGAGUCCCUGUACUCCUGCUGCCGCCGCCUGGGCGCGCCGGGCUCGGGGCAGGGCCGGAGCUGGCUAAGGCCGCCCAGCGCGCCCGACGAGCCGCGGCACGUGCUCCCUCCGCGCGCGACUUAAAGGCCGCCCGACGGCAGCGCCGCGCCGGAUCCGCCUGCGCCCGGCGCGAUGCGGCUGCUGCCGGCCCCGAGUCCGCCGUCGCCUUGGCUGCUGCUGGCUGUGCUGGUGCUGGCCGCGGAGCCCUGGGGCCGCCCGGCGUCGGGCCGCGCCGCCUCGUGCCUGCAGCAGCACCAGCGGCGGCUCAGCGGGCGCGACAAGCGAGAGAUGCAGCGCGAGAUCCUGGCCCUCCUGGGCCUGCCGGGCAGACCCCGGCCCCGCGCGCGACCUCCCGCCGCCUCCCCGUCGGGCAGCGGUGGGGCCCGCAGGCAGCAACUGCCCUCCGCCGCCGCGCCGCUCUUCAUGCUCGACCUGUACCGCGCCAUGGCCCGCCAGGAGGAGGAGGAGGAGGAAGAGGACGCCGACGGCAGAGGGAGCCGCUGGUUCCCGGGCUGGGCACGGAGCGGCAGCGCCUGGACGCCGCCGGUCUUCCCGCACAGAAGAGCCGCCGACGGCGCGGACACAGUCAUGAGCUUCGUCAACCUGGUUGAACUCGACAGAGACAUCUUCCACCAGAAGCCUUACUGGAAGGAAUUCAGGUUCGACUUGACCCAGAUCCCAACGGGGGAGUCCGUAACAGCAGCUGAAUUCCGCAUUUACAAGAUGCAAAGUUUCACGCGACAUGUCAACAAGACCCUUCAGAUCAGUCUCUAUGAGAUUGUGCGCGAACAGCCCGACAGGGAAUCGGAGCUUCUCCUCCUGGACCUUCAGGAUCUUCUGGCGGGGACGGAGGGCUGGCUGGUGUUUGACGUUGCAGCCGCCAGCAAUCACUGGCUAUUAAGCCGCAAAUACAACCUGGGCCUGAGACUUUAUGUGGAGACGGAGGACGGACAGAGUGUCGAUCCUGGCCUGGCAGGCCUUUUGGGCCGCCAUGGGCCACGCUCCAAGCAGCCCUUCGUGGUGACGUUUUUCCAGGCAAGCCAGAACCAGGUCCGUGUUCCCCGAGCAGCCAAACACCUGAGGAAGAGGCAGCACAAGAAGGCAAACACCUUCCCACACUCCAACAGACUCCCGGGGUCCUUUGAUGAUAUUCUUGUCUCCCAAGGGAGGCAGGUUUGCCGGAGGCAUGAGCUCUACGUCAGUUUUCAAGACCUUGGCUGGCUGGACUGGGUGAUUGCGCCACAAGGCUACUCGGCCUUCUACUGUGAAGGAGAGUGCUCUUUCCCGUUGGACUCCUGCAUGAACGCCACCAACCACGCCAUCCUCCAGUCUCUGGUCCACCUGAUGAAGCCGGACGCCGUCCCAAAGGCCUGCUGUGCCCCCACUAAACUCAGCGCCACGUCUGUUCUCUAUUACGACAGUAACAACAACGUGAUUCUCAAGAAACACCGGAACAUGGUGGUGAAGACCUGCGGCUGCCACUGAGGCCCCAGGAGACCCUGAUUGCUGCUGAGGGAGGGAGAGCCAGUAGGGGGUACUCUGUCGGCACCCAGCACCUCUGGCCAAAGCCAGGCAGAGCAGAAAGGAAAAGCACGCCCCCCUCUUGCCACUCCAGGAGUUGGGGAGUUGGCAGUGGGGCUUGACCUCCACUCGGCCUGUCGGCUCUGCCCUUGGCCUGCUCAUACCCUGAGCAAACAGAACAAUCCCCCACAGAAAAUUCUUUGCCAAGGAAACGGGAAGAUGACCUGGCUGCCCGCAUAGGUCUGUUUUGUAUUCUGUGCCAACCCCCACCGCCACAGUGUUUGCACUAUAAAUUACAUUAAAUUUAAAAGCCUGCCACAGAAAACGAUGCAAAUCAAUAUCCUUGUUUGUUUUGCAUAAGUGUGCUCUGUUUGUAUGUUUUGUUUUAUACGUGACAUUUUCUGUGCUUUUAAAAUAGAAUUCUGAUCCCUGUUUUGCAAAAGACGCUAUGAGUGGGAGAAAGGAAGGGUAGUUCGUGCUUCUUCUGACGAAGGGAGCCGCCUUCAGGCUCCAACGUGUCCAAGCAUCCUCAACCCCAUGAGGGCUAGUAACAUGCUUACUUGCAAAAUAUGAAAUUCC
Molecule: messenger RNA, 2346 nt
Organism: Hemicordylus capensis (graceful crag lizard)
Lineage: Eukaryota; Metazoa; Chordata; Lepidosauria; Squamata; Cordylidae
Gene: BMP8A
Product: bone morphogenetic protein 8a
Exons: 7
Coding region: 379-1731 (450 amino acids)
Biological process (GO): SMAD protein signal transduction
Cellular component (GO): extracellular region
Molecular function (GO): growth factor activity; cytokine activity
Source: RefSeq, a predicted model, not a curated record